CUUCAUGUGUUCCAUAGUCCAUACAAUACUACAGCUACAGCAGCCCUGCAAUAUCAUUGUAGCCUACGAACCUUACGAUUUACGUUUAUCUAGAUAAAAUGGGCGACGACGACCUUACAUUCUUUCAGACAAUCCCAUGGUGUGCGUCCCUCAUCAACGACCCCAGCUACGUGACAAUUCCUACAAUCUCCCGCGUGAGCAAGGAAGACACCGAGGAUGCACUCUUUGGAGACAUAUUAAGGACGGACAAGACAAUUGCAGCAUGUCUAUCGUUAUAUAAGAAGCCAGCUGUUUCGACCGCGCCGAUAGGAGAAGUCACAACUCUUCUUUCCCUUGAAUACGGACUUAACGGCUACCGGCAUGUCUGUCACGGAGGAAUCGUCGCCACAAUACUCGACGAGGUCAUGGGAAUUCUGCUUGCUGUGAAUAAAGACCGAGAAGCGGAAAUCGCUAGAGAUACCGGGAGAUCAGUCGAAACGAUGGCGGAGGUUACGGCAGAAUUAACCGUCAAAUAUUUAAAGCCUGUCACAACGCCUCAGACUGUCCGUGUUAAGGCCUGGUUAUCAAGGACGGAGGGACGCAAAUUUUGGGUCGAGGGGACUAUAGAAGAUAAAUCGGGUACGGUGUUAGCUAGAGGUGAAGCUUUAUUUGUCCAAAUAAGAAAGAGUGUACUGUAGUAUCUAGCUAGUAUAGUAUGCCCUCACAGAUCAUCUUCCUGCUUUCU
Messenger RNA from Pseudogymnoascus verrucosus, 724 nucleotides. RefSeq lists its product as uncharacterized. Bases 99 to 677 code for a protein of 192 amino acids. The transcript has a single exon. The record is from RefSeq and is a predicted model, not a curated record. Lineage: Eukaryota; Fungi; Ascomycota; Leotiomycetes; Thelebolales; Thelebolaceae.